This is a messenger RNA of Echinococcus granulosus, 393 nucleotides long. RefSeq names its product Acetylcholinesterase. Gene Ontology annotation, biological process: chemical synaptic transmission; synaptic vesicle endocytosis; postsynaptic membrane assembly. The transcript has a single exon. The record is from RefSeq and is a predicted model, not a curated record. Bases 1 to 393 code for a protein of 130 amino acids. Gene Ontology annotation, cellular component: synapse; cell surface. Gene Ontology annotation, molecular function: neurexin family protein binding; signaling receptor activity. Lineage: Eukaryota; Metazoa; Platyhelminthes; Cestoda; Cyclophyllidea; Taeniidae.
AUGCUCCGCCCGUUAGGUUGCCUUGCCUAUCUGGGACUUUUUCUCUCAGAAUGUCUCGCGGCAACAGACAUUCGCACGGUUUACGUGAAGACGGUGGAUGGUACCCUGCGUGGAUACGCCUCAACGGUUUUGCAAAAACCAAUUGUCACUUUUUUGGGCAUUCCAUUCGCUACUCCUCCGGUAAAGGACCUAAGAUUUAAGCCUCCUAUUCCUCUGAAACCCUGGAAAGGCAUCAGGGAUGCAACGAAACCGGCUCCGACGUGCAUUCAACCUCUUCCAGAAAAAUGUAAGCUCGGGGAUUCAAAUGUGCUCCAACAAUUGAUAGUCAUAAAUUUAAUUCGCCCUGGAUUCAAUGAAAAAUUAUGCAUUGAUCGAAACCGGGAAUUUCCAUAA